Notothenia coriiceps (black rockcod) is the source of this 1730-nucleotide messenger RNA. RefSeq names its product hepatocyte growth factor receptor-like. Gene Ontology annotation, molecular function: semaphorin receptor activity; protein binding. Lineage: Eukaryota; Metazoa; Chordata; Actinopteri; Perciformes; Nototheniidae. The record is from RefSeq and is a predicted model, not a curated record. Gene Ontology annotation, cellular component: plasma membrane; semaphorin receptor complex. Gene Ontology annotation, biological process: regulation of cell migration; semaphorin-plexin signaling pathway. The transcript is spliced from 4 exons. Bases 297 to 1730 code for a protein of 477 amino acids.
UGCUGGAUGCAGUCAGUGUUUUCUGCUGGAUGCAGUCAGUGGUGAGACUCACAGCUUCCAGGUGGCGAUCAACUAACUACAGUGUAACUACAGUGAGAAACAGCCACAAAUCUGACUGAGAAGAAAAUAAUCGGAGUUAUAUUUCUGGGAAUUUCUCAUUUCACGGAGAAGAAGAAUAGAAAAUCCCGGCGAUCAGUUUGGACUUGAUGAGAAAGUUAAGAAGUCCCGCUCUUGAGGAGCCCAGCGGAAUAUGAUUUGAAUUAAAGGAACUUACUACACUGUUGCUCUCGAACAGGAUGAAUCCCCGCUUGCUUCAUGCCGUCAUGCUGCUGUGGGUCUUGUGCUCCAGUGCGCAGGGCCAGUGUGAUAAAUCACCCGAGACCAAUAAACUCAACCUCUCGGUCAACUACGAGCUCCCGACGUUCACGGCAGACUUCCCGAUCCAGAACAUGGUGACGCUGGAUGGGAUCAUCUAUGUUGGGGCUGUAAACAGGAUCUAUGCCUUGGCACCGAACCUCACAAAGUUGUCAGAAUACCACACGGGGCCGCUGCUUUCCAACGAGACCUGUGGCCAGACAUUAACAGGCGCUAGCAGUGGCAGCAAGGUGGACAACCACAACAUUGCUUUGGUGGUGGAGAACAUCUACGACAAAGGGUUGUACAGCUGCGGAUCGGCGGACAAUGGCGUUUGCCGGCGUCACGUCCUCGAUGACGACAAUAGCCCGAAAACCGUUGACGAACACGUCUACUGCUUCGCCGACAAAGGGAGGAAAGGCAAAGGUCAACUCAUCGACUCGGAUGUUGUUGUGAGUGCUUCAGGCUCUCAGGUGCUUAAUGUGGAGAGCAACUUCAUCAUGUUCUUCGUCGGGAACUCUGAGAUCCCAGGGACAGGAAACGUAUCGGACAGUGCAACUCAUCCCCAUACCAUCUCUCUUCGGAAGAUGAAGACGAGCCAGAACGGCUUCACCUUCUACUCAGACCUCUCGUACAUGGACCUGAUUCCGCCGCUACGAGGAAACUACUACCUGCGAUAUGUUUACUCCUUCCACAGUGGACCGUUCACCUACUUCCUGACGGUGCAGCGGGUGAGCAUGGACUCCGAGGCCUACCACACCCGCAUCGUCCGGAUGUGCUCCUCGGACCGCGUGAUCCGCCGAUACGUUGAGAUGCCCCUCGAAUGCAUCAGCACCGAUAAAAGGCGACGACGCUCGUCGGAAAUUGACACGGUUUUUAACAUCCUCCAGGCAGCACACGUCACCAAGGUGGGGAAUGAAGUUGAGCUGCAGAAACAGCUGAAGGUGGAGAGAGGCGACGACGUGUUGUUCGCAGCGUUUGCUCAGGGGAAGCCGAACUCUCCGGAGCCGACAGCGAACUCAGCCGUCUGCAUCAUGUCCCUGAAACACAUCAACAAGAUGUUCAAGUUGUACAUGCAGAAGUGCCACACAGUGGACCCGUUUCACUUCACAGGAUCUAACAAGAAGUCCUGCUACAAUGCGAGUUCAUCAGACGACUGCGACCCACAUGAGGGAAUCAACGAAGGGAAAGAGAGCAAGUACCGCCUGCAGGUGACCCAGUUCGUCCAGAGGCUGGAGUACUGGCAGAAAGAGUUGACCAACACCUUGGUUACAUCCAUCACCGUGGUAAUAGUCCAUGGCCGAGCUGUGGUGUAUUUGGGCACCUCCGAUGGACGCCACAUUCAGAUGUACGAGGCUGAUGACGUCGGCAGGUGA